Messenger RNA from Miscanthus lutarioriparius, 585 nucleotides. NCBI's taxonomy places the organism in Eukaryota, Viridiplantae, Streptophyta, Magnoliopsida, Poales, Poaceae. The record is from the annotation of a GenBank genome assembly.
AUGACCAUCCCUGUGGGUGACAGGUUCCUAUGCUGGGUCAGCUUUGAUAAAGGCCUCGUCCUAUGCGACAGGGCGGAAGAGGCGAGACCCAAGCUGAGGCACGUAUGUCUCCCUGUGUACUAUGAUCCAAGCUACUACACCAAUGACCUGCCUCCCAUUAGUGAUACGAAGGGCAUGGGCGCUGCUGGCCCAGGCGCUGUGAGGUUCGUCGCCAUCGAACCCCACUGCUACUGCGGAUGCCUUGGGAGGAGCUCGUGCGCGCGCUCCCGCUUUGCCUUCACGGUGACCACGUGGACACUGACCCCGACCAUGGACGAGCCGGUGGCAUGGAUGAAGGACAGCGUGCUCGACUGUGAGGAGCUCUGGGCGAUGCCGGGGUACGAGGGCCUCCCUCGCGGGCACCUACAGUCCCCCAUCGUGAGCUUGGACAACCCCGACGUCGUGUGCUUUAAGGUAACCAGGGCCCACAAGGACCAAGACAUAUGGAUGAUCCAGGUCGACAUGAGGAGGAAGGCACUGCUGGCAGCCGUGCAGUGGACCUCCAACACAUGGAGAUCACACCUUCAUUUACCGGCAAAACUUUAG